Molecule: messenger RNA, 1545 nt
Organism: Fraxinus pennsylvanica
Lineage: Eukaryota; Viridiplantae; Streptophyta; Magnoliopsida; Lamiales; Oleaceae
Source: the annotation of a GenBank genome assembly
AUGGCGUCUGAGAAGCUGAGGAGAGAGAAUGUUACUGAUGAACGUAACAUUGAGGUGGAGAAAGAUAGAGUGCCUAAGAUGACUACCCAUUUUGAGUCUCUCGCUGUGAAAGCAAAAGGCGAUGAGGUACCAGUUCUGCAUGGUGGAGCAGCUGAGAGAGAGACUCCGACCGUGAAAGCCACAGUCCAUGAGGUUCCAGUUCAUGGUGGAGAAGCGAGAGGCGGAAGAGUACAUGAAGAAAAACCGCACGAGUUUGAUUCUCUUGCUGGCCAAGUUGGAGGCCAUGUGGGUUCUGGUAUGUCGGCAGGGCGUGAAUACAACAAAGAAGGGACUGAAAUGGAGAAAAGUGGUGCUCAAGUGCGAACCGCAAGAGAAGGCGGUGAUCGGGAAAGGGAUGAAAUGGAGGAAAAAGCUGGCAGUGGUGGGGGUGGUCGCGGCGAGGGAAGACAGGAGGCUUCACUGGAGGAGAUUUCAAACAUGAGAUCAAAGGCACAGCAGAACUCUAUGGAGGCGAUUAGAGCCGCUGAGGAGCGGUACGAGAAGGCGAAAGAAUUAGGCGAGACGGCAUUGCAGAAGGCAAAAGAGUCUCCAAGCCAAGCAAAAGAUACUUCUCUUCAAGGGAUUCAAUAUGCAGCCAAUAAGGGUGGAGCUUUAAAGGACACUGCCCUUGAAAAGGGCCAACAAGGGUAUAUCACUGCCAAAGACACCUUAGCAAGUUCAGGCAAGACAGCAGCAGACUAUACUAUGCAAGCGAAGGAUGUAGUUGCAGCAAAGGGCCAAACUACUGCUCAAUAUGUAGCGGAAAAAGCCAAGGAAGCCAAGGAUGCUACAGUCGAUAAAGCAGCUGCCGCAAAAGAUGUCACUGUGGAAACCGGCAAAGGUACUGCAGGGUAUGUAGGGAAGGUAGCUGGGGCAGUGAAGGAAAAGGCGGUGGUGGCUGGCUGGGGCGCUGCACACCUUACAGCGGGAGUGGCGGCUGAGUCCACUAAAAAAGUGGCUGGUGUUACUUCCAGUGUUGCAGGAUUCACAGGCGAGAAGGUUGCAGGUGCUACACAUACUGUGGUUGGCUAUGCAAGUGAGAAACUGGCUGCUGCUAAGGAUGUGGUGGUCUCAACUGAAGAGAAAGCGGCCGAGUAUGCAGCUCGGAAGAAGGCGGAGGCCCAGCAGGCGGCAAAUGAAUCACAUCAAGAGGAGGGCGAAAGGGGGAGCAUGGAGAAGCACGACCGAGAAGGUGAGCAAAAGCAAGGAGAAUCUCGACCCUCCGAGAAAAAUCAGGAGUACUUCCAGGGGCAAAACCAAACAGAAUCUCAACCUCCUGAAAAAAGCCAGGGGUACUUCCAGCCCGAGGGUGAAGCAGGAAGAGGAAGAGGACAUACGCAACAAAAAGCAGGUAGUUACCUGCAAGACAUUGCCGAAACUAUAGUCGAAAUUGGCCAAACAACAAAGGAUCUUCUCGUUGGCCAUAGCCCGACCCGACCCAGAGGCAACACUGACGAAGCCAAAGAAGUAGAGGAGCCUAAUCGAGGGGCUGGUGAGGGCAUUUAA